Messenger RNA from Gossypium arboreum, 1480 nucleotides. RefSeq names its product zinc finger protein ZAT1-like. The record is from RefSeq and is a predicted model, not a curated record. The coding region runs from base 183 to 1091 and encodes 302 amino acids. NCBI's taxonomy places the organism in Eukaryota, Viridiplantae, Streptophyta, Magnoliopsida, Malvales, Malvaceae. The transcript has a single exon. Gene Ontology annotation, biological process: regulation of DNA-templated transcription.
UGUGUCUUUUGGUGGAGGAAUGCUUGUCACGUACUCCUUUUUAAGUUCCAAAUCUUUCAUUCAUUUACUUUCUCACACUUUUUACAAAGAGAAACAGGGAUUUUGAGAGAAAAAAUAAAAAUAAAAAUAAAGGUUUGAUCUUUGAUCUUCGCUUCGCUUCGCUUUGCUUGUGUUUUGCGACAAUGGAGAAGCACAAAUGCAAACUCUGUGCUCGAACGUUCUCUAAUGGCAGAGCUUUAGGAGGUCACAUGAAAGGUCACUUAGCAAACCAUCCACUGCCCCCUAAAACAACCCACCACCAACUCAGUAACCGCACCGACUCAGCUUCUUCCUCGUCCUCUUCAUCUGGCGAUGAUGAGCAAGAGAAAAGCAGGGAAACACUACUCGAAGACAAAUCUUUGGUUUAUGGGUUAAGAGAGAAUCCCAAGAAGAGUUUCAGGUUCGCAGAUCCUGAAUUCUCUUUCGCCGGUGAUUCCGGCUCCGUUGUCCAAGACAGAGAGAGCGAGACUGAGUCCAGGAACCCAACUCGGAGACGAUCCAAGAGAAAACCCAAGGUGGGUACUGCUAAUGCAACAACAGCAACUGACGAAAUCAAGAAACUGAAGCUGUUGACGAGUUUCCCCAGUUUGAUCGACUCACCGGCGGAGCCUGAACCGUUGAGCUCAGUCUCCGAUACCUCGCCUGAAGAGAAUGUGGCGGUGUGCCUUAUGUUGCUGUCGAGAGAUGUUUGGAAAAGGAACAAUGUGGAACAAAGAUCAGGAAAACCAAUGGAGUCAAGCAAGAAGAAGAUGAAUGGGAAACAUCGAUGUGGGAAAUGUAAGAAAGCAUUUGGAUCUUAUAACACGUUGAAAGAACAUAAAAGGGUUUGCCUUUCGUCAGCUGCUGACAGCAAGAGAUUUGAGUGUCCAUUUUGUUACAGAGUGUUCGGGUCAGGACAAGCACUCGGAGGUCACAAGAGAUCUCAUUUACUUGCUUCAGCUUCUUCAUCCAACACGGCUGCAAAUUUUACUAAAUUCGACAACAAUUUCAUAGAUCUAAACUUGCCAGCUCCCUUGGAAGAUGAUGAGUUUAGUGUGGUAUCCGAUGCAUAAACCAGCAGAUAAAGCAAUUCACGUGGAUCUGAUGCUAUUCUAUUCAAUGUUUUUCAUUUUUUUACUUGGCUGGUAUUCUUUCUAUUAUUCAAUCUAAUCUCCAUUGUUGCUGACCCACAAUUCAUUUUCUUGAAUCCUCCGCAAAUGUUGUUGCUCUUUUAGAACUGAAACAGGCAACUACUGUUUUGUUGUUGUUUUUUUGUCAUUGUACUAGUGGCAUUAAUGUAUGGUGAAACUGUUGAUUAACUGAAGCAGACAGCCAUUGUUGAGGAACCAGAAUAGCAAUGACUUGGAUCAAUGUUUCACUUAAAAUGUGUACCCCAUGUCAGAUAUAAAAAAAAGAAAAGAAAAAAAGAGUAAAGCAUUUUCUUUGCUUGCUUGUGGACCAA